Molecule: messenger RNA, 2555 nt
Organism: Chrysoperla carnea
Lineage: Eukaryota; Metazoa; Arthropoda; Insecta; Neuroptera; Chrysopidae
Product: 2-oxoglutarate dehydrogenase, mitochondrial-like
Exons: 8
Coding region: 449-2548 (699 amino acids)
Biological process (GO): tricarboxylic acid cycle
Cellular component (GO): oxoglutarate dehydrogenase complex; mitochondrion
Molecular function (GO): thiamine pyrophosphate binding; oxoglutarate dehydrogenase (succinyl-transferring) activity
Source: RefSeq, a predicted model, not a curated record
UGAUAAAAUUGAAACUGUUAGUAAAUUAAUACAAAUUCGAUUUAACCAAAUAAAAACACAAUUUGCAAAUGAUAAACGUGAAUUUAAAUUACCACCUACGACAUUUAUUGGAGGUGAUACGGAUUCAUUAACGUUGCAAGAAAUAUUUAAACGUUUAGAAAAUAUUUAUUGUGGUCCACUUGGAAUUGAAUAUGUAUAUAUUGCUAAUUUAGUUUGUGUUGAAUGGAUAAAAGAAAGAUUAGAAACACCCGGUGAAAAAGUUACUAAAUUGGAGAAACAAAUAGCACUUAAGCGUAUAACAAAAGCUACUAAACUUGAAGAUUUUUUUGCAAAAAAGUGGCCAAGUGAAAAACGUUUUGGUAUAGAAGGGCUAGAAACUGGUAUUGUAACAUUAUCACAUAUAAUUGACACGGCAGCAACAUUGGGCGUUGAGCAUUUUGUCAUUGGAAUGGCCCAUCGUGGACGACUUAAUGUUUUAGCCAAUGUUGCUAGAACACCAUUGUUUGAAAUAAUUUCGCUAUUUCAGGAUAUAGAACCGCCUGAAGAUUAUGGUGCAGGUGACGUAAAAUAUCAUUUAGGAACCACUGGCACAUUUUUUAGUAAAACAGCAAACAAAAAAGUACGUGUAACAGUUGUAGCAAAUGCAUCACAUUUAGAAGCAGUCAAUCCGAUCGUUCUUGGGAGAGUAAAAGCAGAAUUGGUACACACGAAAGAUAAAAAAAAGGUACUGCCUAUAUUAAUUCAUGGUGAUGCAUCUUUCUCUGGCCAAGGAAUAUGUUUUGAAACAAUACAUUUAGCAAAAGUACCUCAUUACAAAGUAUACGGAACUGUGCAUAUUAUUUUUAAUAAUCAGAUUGGUUUUACAACUGAUCCACGAUUCCACCGUUCAUCUGCUUAUUGCACGGAUGUUGCAAAAGUUUCCAAUUCACCGAUAAUUCAUGUAAAUGGUGAUAAUGUUGAGGCUGUUUUACAAGCAUCCAAAUUAUUAACAGAAUGUCGAAUGAAUUUUCUUGAUCAUGAUGUUGUACUUGAUAUAAUUGGUUAUCGUCGACAUGGUCAUAAUGAAGCUGAUGAGCCCAUGUUUACGCAACCAUUAAUGUAUACAAAAAUUAAAGCAUCCCCUACAAUUUUAGAAAAGUAUUAUCGGGAAUGUCUUAAAAACGAUCUAACAACAAAAGAAGAACAAUUAAAGUAUGAAGAAGAUUUUCUUAAAAUGUUGGAAGCAGAAUAUGAGAAAGGUAAAGCACAAACAGAAAUUCAUCCAGAAAAUUGGGUUGAAAUUAAUUGGCCAACUUUCGGUGUUCCUACAAAUGGUGAACCGCCAAAAACGGGCAUAAGUGCUGAUGUGAUCAAUCAUAUAGGUACUGUUUUUGCAUCCCGCCCAACAGAAUCAAACUUUGACUUUCAUAUAGGAAUAACUAAUAUUUUAAACAAAAGAGUAAAAUUACUUGAGGAUAAGUCUGUAGAUUGGGCUUUAGCUGAAGCCAUAGCAAUUGGUUCGUUGUUAAAAGAAAAUAUUCAUGUGCGACUUUCUGGUCAAGAUGCACAGCGCGGUGUUUUUGAUCAAAGGCAUCAUGUAUUACAUCACCAGACUAAAGACAAGGUCACCUAUGAACCAUUGAAUCAUUUAUACCCUUCUCAAGCACUUUAUACAGUUUGCAACAGCCCAACUGGUCAAAAUGGUGUGUUGGGAUUUGAAUUGGGAUACAGUACAUAUAGUCCUAAUGCCCUUGUUAUGUGGGAAGCACAAUUUGGUGAUUUUGUAAAUAAUGCUCAAGUUAUCAUAGAUCAAUUUAUUAGUGGUGGCCAAGAAAAAUGGGUUCGACAAUCAGGUAUAGUGUUAUUGUUACCACAUGGUAUGGAAGGUCAAGGCUCUGAGUAUUCAAAUGCAAGACCUGAACGAUUUUUACUUGGGUGUAAUGAUGAACCAAAUGUAUUCCCAGAAAUGAAUGCAUUUUUCGAAAUGAAUCAAUUAAAGAAAUGUAAUUGGAUUGUUGCAAACUGUUCCACACCAGCAAAUUAUUUUCAUAUUUUAAGAAGACAAAUUAAGUUAGAAUUUCGUAAACCGCUUAUUUUAUUUACACCAAAAUCGUUGCUAAAACAUCCAGCUUGUAAAAGUAGUUUCGAGGAAAUGACUGAAAAUACACAAUUUCAAAGAGUCAUACCGGAUUUUAAUCCAAAUCAAGAUAAAAUAUCAAAAUUACUGUUCUGUAGUGGGCGAGUUUAUUACGAUAUUAUGGAAGAACGUGGAAAAAAGAAAUUGAACGAUGAUAUUGCAAUUUGCCGAAUUGAACAGUUAUCACCAUUCCCAUUUGAUUUAGUAAAAGCAGAAUAUUUAAAAUACAAAAAUUUAAAGAGUGUUUGUUGGCUUCAAGAGGAACAUAAAAACAGUGGACCUUGGAUAUAUGUUAGACCACGAUUUGCAGCAAUUGGACUUAAAAACAUAGAAUAUAUUGGCAGAAGAACGAGUUCAGCUGCGGCAACUGGAUUUCGACCGAAACACAUACGUGAACUAGAAGAAAUGAUGAGAAAUGCUAUAAUGAUUUAAAAGAAAA